This is a messenger RNA of Aricia agestis (brown argus), 1749 nucleotides long. Its product is annotated as 4-hydroxybutyrate coenzyme A transferase. The record is from RefSeq and is a predicted model, not a curated record. Gene Ontology annotation, molecular function: acetate CoA-transferase activity. Gene Ontology annotation, biological process: acetate metabolic process. Gene Ontology annotation, cellular component: mitochondrion. Lineage: Eukaryota; Metazoa; Arthropoda; Insecta; Lepidoptera; Lycaenidae. The coding region runs from base 175 to 1611 and encodes 478 amino acids. The transcript is spliced from 10 exons.
UUCGGCUGCUUCGCGUUCGCAGGCGAUAGCAAUAAAAACGAUAAUUUAUCUGAAAUACGCAAUCCGCAAGUCAUUUAUUGGACUUCGGCUUUGCUGGCAGCAAAGUUUGAAGCGGGCUCUGCGUCGGUGUUGAAAAUAUAUUCGUAGUUAAAUCGGACACUUUGAGUCGUUAGGAUGUCGGUUAUAGGCAAAUUCGUAGUGCCUAGCGCGACGAAACAUAUCAAUAAAUUAAGUGCCGCUUUGCAAGUAGCUCGUUCUAAUAGAACCUAUUUCACGUAUACCCAAUCAUUAUCGCAGCCGCUAGAUCGGAAACCAGAAACGAUCACCGCUAAAGCGGCGUUUGAGAAAUGUCUGAAGUCUGGUCAAACCGUGGUAGCCCAGGGCGCAGCAGCCACCCCUGCACCGCUUUUGGAUGCCAUGACAGAAGUCGGCAAAAAGGGGAGCAUGAAAGACAUCAAGGUGGUUCACAUGCAUACGGAGAAGGAGGCAGCGUAUACGGCGCCUGACUGCGAGGGGAUAUUCAGGUCGUGUUCCCUAUUCAUGGCGGCGAACGUGAGGAAGCCCGUUGCUGAGGGCAGAUCCGACGUCAUCCCGAUAUUCCUGCAGGACAUCCCCAAGCUGUUCCACAGGAAAAUCAUCCAGCCCGAUAUCACCCUCAUCCAGGUCUCCCCCCCAGACCAGCACGGUUACUGCAGUCUUGGAACUUCAGUGGACUGUGUCAGGGCGGCGCUAGUCAACUCCAAAGUCAUCAUAGCUCAAAUCAACCCGCACAUGCCUCGCACAUUCGGAGACGCCAUCAUCCACAUUUCCCACGUGGAUUAUGCCGUGGAGGACCACACACCUUUGGCAGAGCACGGUGCCAAGCCUGGCAACCCCGACGAGGCCAAGAUCGGCCAGCUGAUCGCUGACAACCUGGUUGAAGAUGGAGCUACGCUGCAGAUGGGUAUCGGCAGCAUCCCCGACGCGGUGCUGGCGUCGCUAACCAACCACAAGGACCUCGGCAUCCACUCGGAGAUGUUCAGCAUCGGCGUCAUCGACCUCGUCAAGCGCGGCUGUGUCACCAACAACAUGAAAACGAGGCACAAGGGUCGCAUUGUUGCUAGUUUUCUGGUCGGCAACCGUGCGCUGUACGACUUCGUUGACAACAAUCCUUUCAUCGAAAUGAUGGAGGUGGACUACGUGAACAACACGCACAUCAUCUCGCAGCAGCCGCGCAUGACGGCCAUCAACUCGUGCAUGGAGAUCGACAUCACCGGCCAGGUGUGCGCCGACUCCAUCGGAACCCGCAUGUACUCCGGUUUCGGCGGGCAGGUGGACUUUAUCCGCGGCUCGGCGGAGUCCUUGGACGGACGAGGCAAACCCAUCAUAGCUAUAGUGUCGGCCACGAAACGAGGCGAGAGCAAGAUCGUGCCUACUCUCAAGCCAGGUGCCGGAGUGGUCACAACUCGUGCCCACAUCAACUACGUAGUAACAGAGCAGGGUAUAGCCAACCUCUUCGGUAAGACUCUCCGUCAGAGAGCAUACGAGCUCAUCCGUAUAGCUCACCCCGACCACCGAGAGAGCCUCGAGAAGGCAGCCUUUGAGAGGCUCAAGUGUAUGCCCGCACCUUAAGCACAAACCAGAGACUAGAGAGAAUACCAUAGAGGGCUGUCUUCAAAAGAUCAACGGAUAAUUAUUCAACUUUAAUUUACAGCUCGAGAAGGCUUUAAAUGAACGUGGCGAAAAAGGAACUAACGCUGCCAUCAUACA